AUGAUAGAAACUGGAUAUGCUGGUAGGAACAGCGAUGGAGGGAUAUUUCGAGCUUCAGCAAUGAAAUAUUGGUUAACACGCAAAGAACCUGAUAUACCUUCACCUUCAAAGCUACAAUAUGACGAAAAUGACUGCGAAUUUCCUUAUUAUUUUGUGGGUGAUGAGGCAUUUCCAUUAUCGACAUAUUUGAUGAGACCCUACCCAAGAGGAAAUCUUAACUACAUACAAAGAGUAUUCAACUAUCGACUAAGCCUUGGUAGAAAAACGAUAGAGUGUACAUUUGGAAUGAUGACAGAAAAAUUUCAAGUUUUAAGUACUGCCAUUCGUUGCCAUGAUGUUGGUAAAGUCAAUGACAUUAUAAAAUCAUGUUGUAUUCUACACAAUUUUGUACGAAAAGAGAAGGAACUCAAUAUACAACUCAAGAUUUUGGAAAUGUCGAUCGUCGUAACACCGUUGACCUUACUAAUGGUUUUUCAUUAG
Myzus persicae (green peach aphid) is the source of this 480-nucleotide messenger RNA. RefSeq names its product protein ALP1-like. The record is from RefSeq and is a predicted model, not a curated record. The coding region runs from base 1 to 480 and encodes 159 amino acids. Lineage: Eukaryota; Metazoa; Arthropoda; Insecta; Hemiptera; Aphididae. The transcript has a single exon.